UGCUACCAAACAGUCUUCACCUCCGGGAGCAAACUCCUCUCUAUCGCUUGCUGAUACUACUUCAGGUCUCGGCCCGGUUACCAUGGCUCUCUGGAUCCGAUCCCUGCCUCUCCUAGCCCUUCUUGCUCUUUCUGGCCCUGGGACCAGCCAGGCAGCUGCCAACCAGCACCUCUGCGGCUCCCACUUGGUGGAGGCUCUCUACCUGGUGUGUGGGGAGCGGGGUUUCUUCUACUCCCCCAAAGCCCGGCGGGACGCUGAGCAGCCUCUGGUGAGCGGGCCAUUGCGUGGCGAGGCUGAAGAGCUGCCGUUCCAGCAGGAGGAAUACGAGAAAGUGAAGAGAGGAAUUGUUGAGCAAUGCUGCCAUAACACGUGCUCCCUCUACCAACUGGAAAACUAUUGCAACUAGCAGAGAGGCCAGCAGUGGGGAGACGUGGGUGAAAGGGAGAAACAUGCACUUAUGCUAUUGCACCUUCAAAGCAGUUGAAUAAAUGUUGUGAAUCUGUU
Dromaius novaehollandiae (emu) is the source of this 504-nucleotide messenger RNA. It is a transcript of the gene INS, whose product is annotated as insulin. Bases 83 to 406 code for a protein of 107 amino acids. Gene Ontology annotation, molecular function: hormone activity. The record is from RefSeq and is a predicted model, not a curated record. Lineage: Eukaryota; Metazoa; Chordata; Aves; Casuariiformes; Dromaiidae. The transcript is spliced from 3 exons. Gene Ontology annotation, cellular component: extracellular region.